Molecule: messenger RNA, 408 nt
Organism: Dovyalis caffra
Lineage: Eukaryota; Viridiplantae; Streptophyta; Magnoliopsida; Malpighiales; Salicaceae
Source: the annotation of a GenBank genome assembly
AUGAAGCUUUUUAGCGUUUUUAGUACCUUUCGUAACAAUGGGAUUCGAGCGAGAACGUGUGGACAAGAGGGAGGUUGGCGAUUUGAAAACGAGAGUGCGGCAAGGAAGGCACAGGUGUUGCUAGAGUGUACUGGGAGACAUCAUUGGAUUCCUCGUUUUCUGACACGUGGAGUUGAAAAGGACCGAGAGAUCUCCGUGGAGUACAACAAUGAGAAAGAAGCAUUGGAGAUCAAAGCAAAGUCCAUGUCUUCUCAAGAUGGCUGGGGCAUUUGCGGUAUUUUAGUCGGCGUCGUCGGUUUGUUCUACUGGACAGUUGGCUCUCUUGGGAAAACAGAACCUUUUGAACGAAUAUGCGUUGGGUACCAUAUAUCUAGCGUCCAGGCCUUAGAUACGACGCCGUUUCUCUAG